AUGAGCAUGUACGCUAUAGACCCUACGGAUUUUGUCCGUGCUGAGGAUGAUAGAGACUCUCUUAGAUUUGACGACCCUCAACAACAGGGUAAAUUUGAGCUUGGUGUGUGCAUGGCAGUAUACAAGUGGGAUGAGUUGAACACUGCGGUUGAAAAUUCCUGGGGUGGUCCAAACAGUGCAGAGAAAAGAGACUGGCUAUCGGGAGUUGUUAUUGACCUUUUUGAGGAAAAAGCUGUUGAUAACAUUUUAAUCGAAGAGACUUUGCUCUUUGCAAUGGUCGAUGAGUUUGAUACUGAGAUCGAUAACGACUCGGCGCUUGAGAUCGCUGCUCUUAUCUUGAGACUAUAUAAGGAAUGCUCCGCCAAGAAGUUCUCCAGUGUUGACGACCUUUACGAAAAAUAUCAAAAGAAAGCAUCCAACGCUUCUAAGAAACAGAAUAUCAAGAUCGAAACCGAUCCUAACAAUCCAAGUUCCGAUGAGGAAGAUGGCGAAAACGAAGACGAGGUGCCGCAAUUGGUGGAGAGAAUCGAAGAUACUCACAUUGAAGAGGCUCCAAAGGGCCCUGUCGUUGACGACGAUGGCUUUGAGCUUGUGCAAAAGAAGGGUCGCAGACGUUAA
This is a messenger RNA of Candidozyma haemuli, 618 nucleotides long. RefSeq names its product Tsr2p (gene TSR2). Gene Ontology annotation, biological process: maturation of SSU-rRNA from tricistronic rRNA transcript (SSU-rRNA, 5.8S rRNA, LSU-rRNA). The transcript has a single exon. The record is from RefSeq and is a predicted model, not a curated record. Bases 1 to 618 code for a protein of 205 amino acids. NCBI's taxonomy places the organism in Eukaryota, Fungi, Ascomycota, Pichiomycetes, Serinales, Metschnikowiaceae. Gene Ontology annotation, cellular component: nucleus.